UUUUUCGAACGCCGCCGGAAACGCUGGACACAGCUGGCGGCCGGCGCGCAUGGCGAGGGCGAAGGCAGAGGAAAGCUGGGGACAUGUUCUGCCACACCGAUCGGGAUGGCCACCCGUGCAAUCCACAAACACCCCACCCAUCCUCCUCCUUCACUGCUGCUGUCAACGCACACGCGAUGACCUCUCACGCUCUCACUACCUCAAGAACAAUCAUCUCUUGCUACUCCACAAAAGACAUGGCAAUUGAGCGUCCUCUCCUCCCGUCACCUCUUCCUCCAGCCGCGCUGAGGGAGUUGGACGACAACGCUUACCUUCACAGAGUAUACCUCCAGCGACUUGCUUCACAUGCUCGACGACCCAUUCGAUCUGAUAUCGUCGAUUUCUGGCAACCGUCUUGCCGGAAGUUCCGGAAGACGUUGCCUAUGCCACGCACCGUUCCAAGAGGCAGCUGCCGGCGACAGCUGCUGGCCGCGAUCGACGAGAUGGAUGAGAUCCUUUGGGAGACAGUCAAUAAAGAGCAGCAGUGCCAAACCUCACGGAGAAAUAGUUUGGCGAGGAGUUAUGAUUCAGGGUACGCGACAUCCGUCGAAUCACUCAUCUCGGACGCGUCUACGAUCAGACCUGCUUCAGUACAGCAGAAAGCUGUCGCAGUGGACAUGAGGGCAUUCUGCUCUAUGGGACCUCUGCCAGAACGCGAACGGACGCAUUCGAAACACGACAAGAAGCGGAGAUCAAAGUCUGGGCACAGGCGAUCUCGGACAUCGACAGAAGACAAAGAAAAGAAGACCGCACCGGCAUCAUCGCCGUCAAAGAAGGCAAUUACGCUGUUUUCGUCGCUCUCACCAUCUACACCUCCGGUUCCUAUUCCAACUCUUCCGGAAUUCGCAAAAGCUGCCGCAUACAUCCCAGACGAGGGCGUUGUCUUGAGUCCUACGACAGAGGAUGUCCUUCCCGAGGCAGAUAACGCGAACGAGAAGAAGCCUACGCGACGGACUUCUUGGCAGGCCGUUUCUUCUUACUUCAAGUUCUAAACAAAACGCAGGGAACACGAGGCGAUGUGAUCAUGAAUGGGGGGCAUACGCACAGGCAUUUGAUACCAGCAGAAGCAGAACUUCCACAGGACAGGCGUUUUCGACAUUUUCCUUCAUCUUCUACUAGAUUUACUUUUUUUGCUACAUACAUCUUUUUCUUAGCGAUAGCUUCGUAGGGGGCUCCGAAACAUCCCCGGGAGAGCCCCGAAGAAUGGAC
Molecule: messenger RNA, 1248 nt
Organism: Saitoella complicata NRRL Y-17804
Lineage: Eukaryota; Fungi; Ascomycota; Saitoellomycetes; Saitoellales; Saitoellaceae
Exons: 1
Coding region: 84-1031 (315 amino acids)
Source: RefSeq, a predicted model, not a curated record